This is a messenger RNA of Ornithorhynchus anatinus (platypus), 6096 nucleotides long. It is a transcript of the gene ITSN2, whose product is annotated as intersectin 2. NCBI's taxonomy places the organism in Eukaryota, Metazoa, Chordata, Mammalia, Monotremata, Ornithorhynchidae. Gene Ontology annotation, biological process: clathrin-dependent synaptic vesicle endocytosis; endosomal transport; positive regulation of Rho protein signal transduction. The transcript is spliced from 40 exons. Gene Ontology annotation, molecular function: protein binding; molecular adaptor activity; guanyl-nucleotide exchange factor activity. The coding region runs from base 210 to 5318 and encodes 1702 amino acids. Gene Ontology annotation, cellular component: intracellular vesicle; presynaptic membrane; clathrin-coated pit. The record is from RefSeq and is a predicted model, not a curated record.
GCGGCGGGAGGAGGAGGAGGAGGAGGAGGAGGAGGAGGAGGAGCGGCCCCGGCCGUCAUCGUGACAGAGCCCUCCCGACGGAGACAUCCCGACAGAGACAUCCCGACAGACGGGCGGCGCCACAGGUUGCUCCGGACGGGGACGGCGACACCGUCGGGGCCGCCGCGCCAGAUGGCCGAGAGCUAGCAAGGCACAUUCGGGACCAGACGAUGGCUCAGUUUCCCCCAGCCAUGAAUGGAGGACCUAAUAUGUGGGCUAUCACCUCAGAAGAGCGUGCUAAACAUGACAAGCAAUUCGAUAACCUCAAACCAACAGGAGGCUACAUCACGGGAGAUCAAGCGCGGACCUUUUUCUUUCAGUCGGGGCUACCAGCUCCGAUUCUUGCUGAAAUAUGGGCCUUGGCAGACCUGAACAAGGAUGGAAAGAUGGAUCAACAAGAAUUCUCCAUAGCUAUGAAACUUAUCAAACUAAAGCUUCAAGGCCAACAUCUGCCUAUGAUCCUCCCUCCUAUUAUGAAGCAACCUCCAAUGAUAUCUCCACUGAUAUCUGCUCGCUUUGGAAUGGGAAGCAUGCCAAACCUGUCCAUUCCCCAGCCCGUACCUCCUGCCGCAACUCUAGCACCCUUAUCCUCUGUGACAUCCAUGGCCUCUCUCCCUCCUCUGGUUAUGCCUGCCCCGUUGAUACCGUCUGUCAGUACGUCGUCAUUGCCAAAUGGAACGACCAGUGUGGUUCAACCAUUAUCUCUCUCGUUCUCUUCGACACUGCCUCACACGGCAUCCUAUGGCCCAGUAAUGGGAGGGUUUGGCAGUACUAAUAUGCAGAAGGCCCAGUCUCUGAUCGAUCUAGGAUCUAGUAGUUCUACAUCUUCAACGGCCUCACUCACAGGAAAUUCACCUAAGACUGGAUCCUCAGACUGGGCAGUUCCCCAACCCUCAAGAUUAAAAUAUCGCCAGAAGUUUAACAGUAUCGAUAAAGCCAUGAGUGGAUACCUUUCAGGUUUUCAAGCCCGAAAUGCCCUUCUCCAGUCAAACCUUUCUCAGACCCAGCUAGCUACUAUCUGGUCUCUGGCCGAUGUCGACGGGGACGGACAGUUGAAAGCUGAUGAGUUUAUCCUUGCUAUGCAUCUGACAGACAUGGCCAAGGCUGGCCAGCCUCUACCACUGACUUUACCUCCCGAACUUGUGCCUCCAUCUUUCAGAGGAGGAAAACAUGUUGAAACCCUUAAUGGAUCUCUGCCUUCAUAUCAGAGAAUGCAAGAAGAAGAGCCUCAGAAAAAAAUUCCAGUUACCUUUGAGGACAAAAGAAAAGCAAACUAUGAAAGAGGAAAUAUGGAACUUGAAAAGAGACGUCAAGUUUUGCUUGAGCAGCAACAAAGAGAAGCAGAACGCAAAGCUCAGAAAGAAAAGGAAGAGCGGGAAAGAAGAGAACGGGAGCUGCAGGAACAAGAAUGGAAACGACAACUCGAAUUAGAAAAACGCUUGGAAAAACAAAGGGAACUGGAAAGGCAAAGAGAGGAAGAGCGGAGGAAAGAGAUAGAAAGGCGUGAGGCAGCAAAGCAGGAGCUCGAAAGGCAGCGUCGGCUGGAAUGGGAGAGAAUUCGCCGUCAAGAACUUCUCAAUCAACGCAAUAGAGAACAGGAAGAAAUAGUCAAGUUGAAUUCCAAAAAGAAGAGUCUUCAUCUUGAGCUAGAAGCACUGAAUGGUAAACACCAGCAGAUCUUCGGACGACUCCAAGAUGUUCGAAUCCGGAAGCAGUCUCAAAAAAGCGAACUGGAAGUUCUAGAUAAGCAAUGUGACUUGGGAAUUAUGGAAAUUAAACAGCUCCAGCAACAGCUCCAGGAAUAUCAAAAUAAGCUGAUUCAUCUGGUGCCAGAGAAGCAAGUCUUAAACGAAAGAAUUCAGCAUAUUCAACUAGAUAGCACUCCUAAUUUGGGUGUUGGCGUAUUUCAUAAGAAGUCACUGGAAAAGGAAGAAGUGUGCCAAAGACUUAAAGAGCAAUUAGAUGCCCUUGAAAAAGAAACGGCAUCUAAACUCUCAGAAAUGGAUACAUUUAAUAAUCAACUCAAGUGUGGGAAUAUGGAUGAUUCUGUUCUUCAGUGCCUUUUGUCUCUGCUAAGCUGUCUCAACAACCUCUUCCUCUUACUUAAGGAUCUGAGAGAAAGCUAUAACACGCAGCAGUUAGCCCUUGAACAACUCCACAGGAUCAAGCAAGAGAAACUGAGAGAAAUUGAAAGAAAAAGAGCUGAAUUUAUUCAGAAGAAGAAAACAGAAGAUGAGAUGGCAAGGAAAGCCAAGCAGGAAAAAGAAAACCUAUGGAGAGAAAAUCUUAGAAAGGAAGAAGAAGAGAAGCAGAAGCGACUUCAGGAGGAACGACUUCAGGAUAAAAUUCAAGAAGAAAAGCAGAAAGUUGAGGAAGCGGCAGCCAAGAAUAGAGGAAGGCGAUUUGAGGAGGAAAGACAAUAUGGGGGCGGGGCUUCGAACACCUCCGAGUGUAGGACAUCAGUUAUCCUGGUGAAUUACAGAGCUUUAUAUCCAUUUGAAGCAAGAAAUCAUGAUGAGUUGAGCUUUAAUUCUGGGGAUGUCAUUCAGGUUGAUGAAAAAACCACAGGAGAACCCGAUUGGUUAUAUGGUAGCUUUCAAGGAAAUUUUGGUUGGUUUCCCUCUAACUAUGUAGAAAAAAUACCAGAAAGUGAAAAAGCUUUAUCUCCUAAGAAGGCCUUACUUCCUCCUACAGUAUCUUUAUCUACUACCUCAGCUUCCCCCGAACCAGUUUCUUCAAGUCAACAAGCGACAGAAUCCGAUUACCAAAAUACAGCUUUCUCAAACCUAACUGUCAAUACGACAUGGCAGAAAAAAUCAGCUUUUACUCGCACGGCAUCCCCUGGAUCAGUAUCCCCAAUUCAUGGACAGGGACAGGCUGUGGAAAACCUAAAAGCUCAGGCACUCUGCUCCUGGACGGCAAAGAAAGAUAACCACUUGAACUUUUCAAAACAUGACAUCAUUUCUGUGCUGGAGCAGCAAGAAAACUGGUGGUUUGGUGAGGUGCAUGGAGGAAGAGGAUGGUUUCCUAAAUCCUAUGUUAAGAUCAUCCCUGCAAAUGAAAACAAGAGAGAAUCCGAAGCUAUUUAUGCAGCUGUAAAUAAAAAGCCGAGCACGACAUCUUACACGGUUGGAGAGGAAUAUAUUGCACUUUAUUCAUAUUCAAGUUCAGAACCUGGUGAUUUGACUUUCAUCGAAGGUGAAGAAAUAUUAGUGACCCAAAAAGAUGGAGAAUGGUGGACAGGAAGUAUUGAUGAAAGAAUUGGAAUCUUUCCAUCAAAUUAUGUCAAACCAAAAGAUCAGGAGAGUUUUGGAAGUGCCGGCAAAUCUGGAAUAGCAAACAAGAAGCCUGAGAUCGCUCAAGUUACUUCAGCUUACACGGCAUCCGGUGCCGAACAACUUAGCCUUGCUCCCGGACAGUUGAUACUCAUUCUGAAGAAGAACCCUAGUGGGUGGUGGCAGGGAGAGUUGCAGGCGAGAGGAAAAAAACGUCAAAAAGGAUGGUUUCCAGCCAGCCAUGUUAAACUUUUGGGUCCAAGCAGUGAAAGAACAACCCCUGCCUUUCAUCCAGUGUGUCAGGUGAUAGCAAUGUACGACUACAUAGCAAAUAAUGAAGAUGAGCUAAAUUUCUCCAAAGGGCAACUUAUUAAUGUUCUGAACAAAGAUGAUCCUGAUUGGUGGCAAGGAGAAAUCAAUGGAGUGACUGGUCUCUUUCCUUCAAACUACGUAAAAAUGACCACAGACUCAGAUCCAAGUCAGCAAUGGUGUGCUGAUCUCCAGACCCUCAAUACUAUGCAGCCAGUUGAGAGGAAGAGACAGGGUUAUAUUCAUGAGCUGAUUCAAACUGAGGAGAAAUACAUGGAUGACCUUCAGCUAGUAAUAGAGGUUUUCCAGAAACCAAUGGCUGAGUCAGGUUCUCUUACUGAAGGAGAAAUGGCACUCAUCUUUGUGAACUGGAAAGAGCUCAUUAUGUCAAACACAAAGUUGCUCAAAGCUUUGCGCGUGCGGAAGAAAACCGGGGGAGAGAAAAUGCCCGUGCAGAUGAUUGGGGACAUCCUGGCUGCAGAGCUGUCUCACAUGCAGGCCUACAUCAGAUUCUGCAGCUGUCAGCUCAGUGGAGCAACCUUGCUGCAACAGAAAACUGACGAAGAAGCAGAGUUCAAAGAAUUCUUAAAGAAAUUGGCCUCUGACCCUCGCUGUAAAGGAAUGCCGCUCUCCAGCUUCUUGCUGAAGCCUAUGCAGAGAAUAACCCGCUAUCCACUUCUCAUUAAAAGUAUUCUAGAAAACACACCGGAAAAUCACGUAGACCAUUCUUCUCUGAAACUUGCCCUGGAGCGGGCAGAGGAGCUCUGCUCUCAGGUCAACGAGGGAGUGCGCGAGAAAGAAAACUCGGAACGCCUCGAGUGGGCCCAGACCCACAUCCAGUGUGAAGGACUUGCUGAGCAACUCAUUUUCAACUCACUCACCAAUUGCCUGGGACCCCGGAAGCUUCUGCACAGUGGAAAGUUGUACAAGACGAAGAGCAAUAAAGAACUGUAUGGAUUCCUCUUCAACGAUUUUCUGCUUCUUACCUAUAUGGUCAAGCAGUUUGCUGUCUCUUCGGGCUCUGAGAAACUUUUUAGCUCCAAAUCCAACUCCCAAUUUAAAAUGUACAAAACGCCUAUUUUCCUGAACGAAGUCUUGGUCAAACUACCAACAGACCCUUCCAGCGAUGAGCCUAUCUUCCACAUCUCCCACAUCGAUCGAGUCUACACCCUGAGAACAGACAACAUUAAUGAGAGGACGGCCUGGGUCCAGAAAAUUAAAGGUGCAUCUGAGCAGUACAUUGAGACAGAGAAGAAAAAACGCGAAAAAGCUUAUCAAGCUCGCUCUCAAAAGACUUCGGGAAUAGGACGUCUGAUGGUCCACGUUAUUGAAGCAACAGAAUUAAAAGCCUGUAAACCCAAUGGGAAAAGCAAUCCAUACUGUGAAAUCAGCAUGGGGUCCCAGAGCUACACUACGAGAACCCUUCAGGACACGUUAAAUCCCAAGUGGAAUUUUAACUGCCAGUUCUUCAUUAAGGAUCUGUAUCAGGACGUGUUGUGCCUCACCAUAUUUGACCGGGACCAGUUUUCACCUGACGAUUUCUUAGGUCGAACGGAAGUUCCACUGCCCAAAAUCCGGACGGAGCAGGAGAGCAAGGGCCCUACCACGAGGCGAUUACUGCUACACGAGGUUCCCACGGGUGAAGUCUGGGUCCGCUUUGACCUGCAGCUCUUUGAGCCAAGAACGGUGACCUGAGUGAGGCUCUGAAGCCCAGCCCAGUCGGGCCGUUUCCCUGUCUGGAAACUGAAAAUUGCACAGAAUAGACUUCGCCUAAGGCUGAGCGAGCGUUCCGCGUCAACCGUCUCGAAUUCCAGUUGGCAAUCUAUGCAAAUGUGGACGUGACUGUAUAGGAAUAAAACUGUAGCCCAGUGCCUUUUAUUAACAUUAGCUACUCUCUAGAACUGUUCAGGUGCCAGGAUUCCCAUGUUCAGGGCCAUAAAAAGUAUUAAAGUAGGAAUGUGGCAUCUGAGCAGCCGUAUACAAGUGUUACCACUUUCAGGCGUUACACUGAGGAAUGGUUUAGUUGAGAGCUAAUCUCAUUCCAUUUGAAAUGUGAUAUCUACUGGAAUUGUACCUUCUCAGGAUGUUAAUUUGCGGGGGGAGGGAGGGCAGGGUUAAUUGCUAAAGGCCUUAGCACUUAAGGAGUCUCUUAAAAUUCCAAUAUGUUGUAUGUUCUGUCAAAACAUCUACUGCACUGAAUAGAAAAUGGAAACUCGGUAGCUUUCCUUCAGUCAAGUUUUGUUAAAUCAUUCUCGGCAGAGACGAUAUGGUUUAAAAGAAUAGGGGAGAAACUCAAUUUCCUGAAAAUACUGUGACCUCCAACAGUGCGGAAAAUAUUUUUCAGUUUGAAGUUUCCUAAAUGUAAAUUGUAUGUGUAAAGUCCUUGGUUUGAAGAAUUCCAUAGGAAAUGCUUCUUGAAGAUUUGUCAUCGCCAACUGUACAGAAAAAGAAAAAUAUAAAUUUAUGAAUGGUA